AUGUCUAAAGCAAAGCUGUCGAAUUCGUCGUCUGUGUCCAUGGGUCUCUUUGAUCUCAAUCAAGACGUGCUCUUCGACAUCGUUUCCCAUCUAUCCACCCACGAUGCACUCACGUUCUCGCUCACGGCCCGUAGGCUUUGCGAUAUCAGCAGACGGCAUGCCCUUUCCAAUGUUUCCAUCCACGGCUUACGUAGGCUAUCCAAGUUUCGUGCGUUCAUCUUGGCGGGGCACGACGCCAGAUUGCAAUGGCUACGCAAGCUCUCAGUGAAUUCUACCGAUGAAAUUCAACAGUCGUCACAACAUAUCGCAUCUAUCCUCGCACAAGCUACUUCCUUGGUCAAUCUUUCUGUCGAUCCGCUUGAGUUGCUACUCCAGUACGAAUUUCGUGUCGGCACGGCACUGGCAGCCCUUUCUGGCCUGCGCCAGCUGCAACUGUUCCAACUAGGAGACAUGUCAUUUCAUAUGCUCCAGAAACUGCGGAGCGAUCCUAUAUCUCUUAGUUUCUCGACCCGGUCGACAAUCAUCACUUUUGCAGACUUGCUUGGCCAACUCAAGGUUUUCCAGCAUGUCGAGCACCUUGAGCUAGAGCUGCUCAGGCGGGCACCUAGCCGCCUUCACGUACACAACGCGCUGCUUGAAUGGCCCUCCGUGCGUCAAUUGUUCGUGUCGCCCUGCGAAGCGUCGAUUGAGUUUCUUGUCGCCGCAUUUCCCAACGUGCGCGCGCUCCAUCUGCGCGGCCGUUUCAUCCAGAAUAUCAAGGACAACCAGUCAACGGCGGGGUGGCGGAGUCUCGAUUACCUGGAAGUGCACGCCAAGUUUUUCGAGCACUGGCAUAUCACAUUCCCAGUUCACUAUCUCUCUGUCCACUUGGUCCUCGCUAUCCCCGCAGAGCUCUCACUAGGCGGGCCAGGACGCUAUUCUGAUGCGGACUUGGCAAACACGCUGGAUGUGGCGCAUAACGCGUCGCCGCGCGUGAUCACUCUGAGCGUGAUGGCGUACCAGAAGCUGGUGAACACAUUUUGGACUAGUCUUGUAAAAUCUGCACCCCGUCUGCGCUGCAUCGAGGUGGAAUUGUGCGAGAGUCAAACCAAGAAAGACUUUGGGUCCCAGCUUCGGACGCUGAUCGACGCACUCGCGCCGGUAUUUGCCUCGCUGAAGAGCCUGACACAUGUCCAAAUCUGCGUCGACUCUCGUUUCCAAGAGUUUAUGACUAUCGACGGACCGCGUGACUUCCGGUUGGCACUUUCACCGAGUCUUAGCAUCGCAAGGGGUUUGGCGAAUAUCUUGAUAGCACAGAUUCCAACGCUGCGCCUCGUAUCUGUCGGAUUUGGGGUAAGGGAACGACGCCAGAAUUGGGAUGCACUGCCGUUUAAAGGGGAAUUUUGGUGGUGGAAGGUGGUGUCAGAAGGAGAUCAGCGAGCUGCACAGCAGGUUGACACGUCCCUUGGAGAGCUAUUCCGAGCGCGAUAUUGCUCGACUCAGUAUGAUCCAACAUCCGAAGCUGUCGGCUGA
This is a messenger RNA of Fibroporia radiculosa, 1512 nucleotides long. RefSeq lists its product as uncharacterized. Gene Ontology annotation, molecular function: protein binding. Lineage: Eukaryota; Fungi; Basidiomycota; Agaricomycetes; Polyporales; Fibroporiaceae. The transcript is spliced from 4 exons. The record is from RefSeq and is a predicted model, not a curated record. Bases 1 to 1512 code for a protein of 503 amino acids.